This is a messenger RNA of Phyllotreta striolata, 2312 nucleotides long. The record is from the annotation of a GenBank genome assembly. Lineage: Eukaryota; Metazoa; Arthropoda; Insecta; Coleoptera; Chrysomelidae.
CAAAAAAGAUUUGUCUGUCAAGAAAAAUGGCUACCAGUUCAAGUCAACCUUCAUUGCCCUGGCCAAAUACCAAAGAUGAUUAUGAAUUGGGAAAAGUUAUCGGUGUGGGUGCCACUGCUACUGUACAUGGCGCCUUCUGCAAACCCCGAAACGAAAAAUGCGCCAUCAAAAGGAUCAACUUAGAAAAAUGGAACACCUCCAUGGAUGAACUUCUGAAGGAAAUUCAGGCCAUGAGCAGCUGCAAUCACGAGAAUGUCGUCACUUAUUACACAAGUUUCGUUGUUAGAGAAGAACUGUGGCUUGUUUUGAAACUGUUGGAAGGAGGUAGUCUCUUGGAUAUUAUAAAACAUAAAAUGAGAUCGACCAAUUGUAAACACGGAGUUUUCGACGAAGCUACAAUUGCUACAGUGCUAAGGGAAGUUUUAAAAGGGCUGGAGUACUUUCACAGUAAUGGCCAAAUUCACAGAGAUAUUAAAGCAGGGAACAUUCUAUUGGGGGAAGAUGGUACUGUGCAGAUUGCAGAUUUCGGAGUCUCGGCAUGGCUGGCUACAGGUCGAGACAUAUCCAGAGAAAAAGUCAGGCACACUUUCGUAGGAACCCCCUGCUGGAUGGCUCCUGAAGUAAUGGAGCAGGAUCACGGUUACGACUUCAAAGCGGAUAUUUGGUCGUUUGGUAUCACGGCUAUCGAAAUGGCAACUGGUACGGCUCCCUAUCACAAAUAUCCUCCGAUGAAGGUACUUAUGCUAACUUUACAAAACGACCCACCAAAUCUCGAUACAGGCGCAGAGGAAAAAGAUCAAUACAAAGCAUACGGUAAAACGUUUCGAAAACUCAUAAUGGAUUGCCUGCAAAAAGAGCCAUCCAAAAGACCCACGGCAGCCGAUCUACUAAAACACGCCUUUUUUAAAAAGGCUAAAGAUAAAAAGUAUCUUCAGUCUACCUUAGUCGCUGUCGGUCCCAGUUUAGAGACCAGAGUACAAAAAGCAUCGAAGCGCCAACCGGGCGCGUCCGGACGGCUUCAUCGUAAAGAAACCGGCGAAUGGGUAUGGUCGAGCGAAGACGAGAACGGCGGCGGGGAUUCCAGCGACAGCGACACGGAAUCCAAGCCGAUGAAUACGUUGAUAUCGGUAGGAUCCUCCGGCUCGGAUCACGAGGAGAACAGUGAAAGCGCCGACGCCCCGCCCGUCAAUCUCGUCCUACGGAUGAGGAACGCGAGAAGAGAACUGAACGAUAUAAGGUUUGAAUUCGCCGUGGGUAAAGAUUCUGCUGAAGGCAUCGCAAGCGAAUUAGUUGGAGCUGGGCUCGUCGAUGGAAACGAUAUAGUGGCUAUCACUUCUAAUCUACAAAGAUUGAUAGAACAAAGGGCAACUACGAAAGUAGUCACUUUUCGAUUAAAUUCGCCUUUACACGCUAACGAAGUACCAGACGAUCGAGCAUUAGUGGGAUACGCCCAAAUUUCCAUAAUGGACUGAAAUAGACUGUUUUUUUUGACCUAUUGCAUACAAUUCUUUAUUGUGGAAUCUACUGUUUAUUGUACAUACUGUAGAUAGGUUUUAUAUUAUAUAUAUUAGUUCGAUUUUAUGUCUCUAAAAAGGAGAUGACCAAAAAACGAGUCGUAUAAAUUAUUCUAUAAAGAGGGAGACAUCGAUUAGCAAGUGGGAAGUCUAAAAAAAAUCGAAUCCGUAAAAUAAAACAAAGUUUUAUGAUGUUAAACAUUUCGGCAAUUUUCUGCAUUAAACAGCCUUUUUAACAUUGUUCCUUUAGAGUCUAGCCAAAAUGUUUGUUCAGUUAUUUACGUAUAAAACUAGUGCUAAUUAAACGUAAUUUUACGAAGAUUUUAUAGGUAUUUUUAUCCUGAAUGCUCCGUCACAUUAAUAAUUAUAGUGAUCGAGAUAAGUAUUUUAAUUCAUCAUGAACCCAUACCGACAUUUUUAAACAACGAAAAUUUUAUUACGUACAAAACUACAUGUGAUUAGCUUUUAAGUAAUUUACAAAUGCCUGACGUGUACUUUCAAGUAUUCUACAACAUUCUUGUUUAAUAUAAAUCAAUUUAUGUUGGGGUUCUGCAAAUGAUAAUAAAGGAUUGGUGUUGAAUUCAUCUACUUCAUCUAUUAAGUCUAGAAAUAAUUCUUCAUUAAAUGCUUCAUUACUGUUUGCUUUUAGCCAUAGUUGAAGAGCUGCGUAUUUCGAAGGGCUGUAAGUCUUGAGGUAGUUGUCAUAAAUUGGUUUACAUCUUGUGUUUUGUAAUACAUUGCUUAUUCUAUCACUGAACCUAUCUAUAUCUUGAAGAGAAAAUCUCACAGCUGCCAUGA